This is a messenger RNA of Trypanosoma cruzi, 741 nucleotides long. RefSeq lists its product as uncharacterized. Gene Ontology annotation, molecular function: nucleotidase activity. The record is from RefSeq and is a predicted model, not a curated record. The coding region runs from base 1 to 741 and encodes 246 amino acids. NCBI's taxonomy places the organism in Eukaryota, Euglenozoa, Kinetoplastea, Trypanosomatida, Trypanosomatidae. Gene Ontology annotation, biological process: pyrimidine nucleobase metabolic process; nucleotide catabolic process. The transcript has a single exon.
AUGAAUCAGCUGGUGGUUUUUUUGGACAUUGACAACACGCUGUACAGCGGGGAGGAGUACCAUUCCUUGGCGGAGCAGAUACGAGACGGCCUUGUAGAGUACGUUGGGAAUUGGCUGCAGCUCACACCACAAGAGUCAGAGGCGUAUGUUGUGCAUUGCUUUGAGAAGUAUGGUCUGACCAUCGCUGGGCUGAUGCAUGAACAAAAAGGGUUUGACGCCGAAGCUGCCACGGAUUUUUUGUACAGUCACUGUGACUUUAGCCAUCUGCAGGAGAACCCCCGGCUCCGGGAGAUGUUGUCUCGCCUCAGGAGGAAUCAUCACCUCUACUUCUUCACAAACGCCUCACGAAGGCACGCCACAACAGUGUUGCAAGCACUCGGCCUCAGCAGUGAUGAGUUUCGUAUGAGUGGCUUCACUUAUGAGGAUCAGUGGGCGCAAACAGCGCCGGUGCCAUGUAAUAAGCCCAUGCGAAAUGCAUACAUUGCUGUCAUAAAAGUUCUGAAGAAAUGGCUGCAGGACGCCGAGUGGGUAACCGCAGAAUGCAUGGUAAUGGUUGAUGAUAGCGCCUGCAACCUCAUUGAGCCACUGGCGCUGGGAUUGAACGCCGUGUGGGUCUCUCAUGGUCAUCCCAUCUCUGAUGUUCUUGCGGAGAAAAUGAAUACUGGGAGACUUUUCUGCAUUACUGACAUUAUAGAGCUUGAGGAUAUCAUUAAACAAAUCACAAUUAACCGAGAAAAUUGA